Mesorhabditis spiculigera is the source of this 1581-nucleotide messenger RNA. The record is from the annotation of a GenBank genome assembly. NCBI's taxonomy places the organism in Eukaryota, Metazoa, Nematoda, Chromadorea, Rhabditida, Rhabditidae.
AUGUCAGGUGGAGAUGAUAAUGGACUUUUCCCCUUUGACCUGGCGACGGCAGUCGGUUUUUUACAAGCAGCGUCUGCAAAUCGGUUCCUUGACAUUGGCUCUCCGAACUCUGAUGGUGCAAGGAAGAGGCCGCGCAGUACGGCCGCGUCUCGUUGUCUCAAGAAAUCGGCGGUGCUGAAUCAACCAAUGUUUUCAUUCACUGUCCGUGGCCCAAAUUCGCUGCAGCGUCCAGACAAAUCGGCCUGGUUUACGAUUGGAGGUGUCUACGAGUUGAAGUGUGGUGUCACUAGCCCGAUUCGGGAAAAUUAUAUAAGUCGGACAUUGUUGACUUUAACAAGCGAUGAUCCUUUGGAAUGGGCCAAGAUCGAAGCCACCUUUCGCUCCGGGACCCUACUCUCCGGCAAUGCCGCCCCAAAGCAUAUUUUUACCAUGGAUCGACCGUCCCCGAGAACCCAUCGCAACGUCCAAGCCGGAAGACAUUCGAUUGAAUUUACAUGGGAUGCAUCGGGAAACAUUUUUGUAUAUUUGAGGUUUCUCUGUGCCCUCUCCGAUUUAAUAUCAAAUCCAAAGAGCCCACUGCGUCUAAUCAUCCAGACGUAUUUUCUCGAUUCCCCUUCCGUCGUGUAUACAAAAUCGAUUCUGAUCAACACUGUCGGACACCCAUCCAUGCUUGACAACGUCUUGAGUCUUGGUGUCGCCGGCCCAAUCGAUAUCCCAAGCGAUUUCGAGCUCCGAUUUAUCCCCGAAGAUGAUCCUGUGCCCCUUUUCUCCGAUAUUCCUAACGAACAGCCCUCUUUUGACCCGUUAAUGAAAGGCGUUGAUGGCAAUCUUUCAAAUCUGGAAAAGGUCCUACAAGAUACCUUACAUCAGCCGGAAGAACAAACUCUGAUGAAUCAAGGAAACAUCGUCGAUGCUUUAUCAAUGCUAACCAAAAAUAGCUAUUCGACGGUACAAACACCGAGACCUAGAGGGCGACCAAGGAAAUUUCAUUACCCAGAAUACUGCUAUUCAAAAACAGCGUUAGAAAGGGGUCCAGCACAUGCCGGAGAAUUUAGUGGUCCUGCCGCCGAAAUGAUAGCUAUUCAACAAAUGCAAAAGCAAUAUGAGGCGAAUGCUGCCCAACCAGCCCUGAAUUUUAUUGAUGAGAAACCGAUUACGGUAGCCAGCAUCCUGGCGAUGCAAAGCAAUCUGGAAGAAACCGACAAAUAUACUAUCUCCGAGAUGCGAAUGCUUUCUUCUGAAGAAAUAAGGAUAAUUCUGGGGAAUGAUGCUGAAGCCUUCCGGCUUUAUCAUGCAUUAAGAAAGAGAAGGCCCGCGGAAAGAAUAUCAAUAUUUAUUGCACCAAAAUGCAACGAAGGGGAGGAACCAUGUUACGAGAUGCUAAAGUUGUCACCACCUUGUGUAUCUGAGUUAAUCCAUUGUAUAAGACAUAUCAUACCACAAAAUAUCAAGAAAAUAUGCGUCCCAGGCCCUCGUGGGAUCCAGGUCCAUCUGGGUGAUGAGAUGGUAGAAGCAUGGGCGGACAAUUCUGUUUACCGAUACACCAUCUCUGGAGACGUGCUGCUUCUAUGGCCGUUGCCA